Rhinolophus ferrumequinum (greater horseshoe bat) is the source of this 1966-nucleotide messenger RNA. RefSeq names its product serpin family E member 3 (gene SERPINE3). Gene Ontology annotation, molecular function: serine-type endopeptidase inhibitor activity. The record is from RefSeq and is a predicted model, not a curated record. Gene Ontology annotation, biological process: negative regulation of endopeptidase activity. NCBI's taxonomy places the organism in Eukaryota, Metazoa, Chordata, Mammalia, Chiroptera, Rhinolophidae.
AUGAGGCCUCUCCUGUUCACUCUCUUCCUCCUUCAUUCCUGCCUCCGUGAAGGAAAUAGCAACCUCCCAGAGGACCUGACGUUGCUGAAGACUGAUUUUGCACUCCGCCUCUACCAGAGUGUUGCAGAAGACAGAAAUGGAACAAAUGUUGUCAUUUCUCCUGCCCGCGUGACCAUCCCUCUGGAGAUGCUGGAGUUUGGAGCCCAAGGGAACACUGGCUGGCAGCUGGCAGAGUCCCCAGGUUAUACCACCCAGGACCAAACGGUGAGACAAUUCUUGCACGCUAUUAAUGCCAAGCUACCCAACUCCAGGCAAGGCACCAAGAUGGAGCUGGCCUGCACCCUUUUUGUGCAAGCAGGAAUGUCGCUCUCCCCCUGCUUUCUGGAGCAGGUCUCCUGGUGGGGCAACUGCAGCCUGGAGCCCGCCAACCUCAGUGAGCCCAACAGCACCACCGUCCAGACCGAGGACUGGGCUUCCAGACAGAGCGCAGGAAAGAGAAAAAUUGUCCAUCUCGAUGAGGACAUCUUGGUGUUCAGCAACGGCUCGUUAUACACGAUUCUGCAGCUAAUAGGUACGAACAAGCAGGCUACAAACCCAGCUUUGGGGUUGCCUCGGUGCCCUCAGAGCAUGAACGCAGAUGUCAGUCACGCAGCCGCUCUCCUGCUUGCAGGUGAAGGCCCAGGGGGCUGGACGUGGGACCGAGGUGGAGCAGCAUUUGCUCAGCUGGUGCUUGUCGGCACCAUGUCGUUUCAAAGUGCUUGGUGGCAGAGAUUCUCCUCCACAGACACUCAGCUCCUGCCUUUCACCUGUGCGCAGGGCUUUGUCCUCCAGGUCCCCGUGAAGUACCAAAUGGCCGAGGUCAGCUAUGGCCAGUACCAGGAGCCUGUGGGCCAUCAGACGGAGGCACUGGCGCUGGCUUAUCUGGGAAGUGCGAGUCUACUCCUGGUGCCGCCUCGUGACAGACACCCCACUGAGCCCCAUCUCACAGUCAGCAUCAUCCACAUCUGGACCAGCCUGAGGAGAGCCAGGACGGAAGUGUUCCUGCCCAGAUUUAGGAUCCAAAAUCAUUUUGACUUAAAAAGCAUUUUAAAUUCUCGGGGAGUCACCGAUCUUUUUGAUCCACUCACUAACUUGAAAGGAAUUUCAGGCCAAGAGGAAUUUUAUGUUUCUGAAGCGAUCCACAAAGUCAAGAUUGAGGUUUCAGAGGAAGGCACUAAAGCGCCUGCAGCUACACCUCGACUAUUACUGAAAAGGUCUUGGAUUCCUAUUUUUAAAGCAGAUUGACCAUUCAUCUUUUUCCUGAGAGAACCCAACACAGGUAUUACAGUUUUUGAUAAAAUUCCGAUAAAUAUUUAUCAGCAUCUCUCUAGCAACAAGGGCUCAUUUGUCCACUGCGGCCUAAAUCAAGCAUUCCCUGUAGCUCGUUUCUAUGGUGCUUCAGAAGCUUCCCAGUUGCUGUGUUGUAUAACUGGAGAAAGGGGAAUAUUUUGUAACUACAAAGGAAACUAAUAUCCUCUGUGGGGUUUUUAUUCCCCCCUUAUCUCUCAGCUCAUUUGUAGUUGAUGUAGAUUUUAAAAGUCAGGUUUCUACUUCUGGUGAGACUUAGAAAAAUCAUGCAAGUAAAAUAAAUGAUAAAUCCUUUUUCCAUUGUUGCCUAACUUUGGCAUUGAAGGAUAAAAGGUACUUCCUUCAGACCACUAGAGUAGCCAAGUAGUGGUCCUCUGACACUCAGCAACCCUAAUAUUCUAACGAAUGCACCUGGAUUUUACUUUUUCUGUUGAUCUUUCUCAAGCUUGCUGAAAUCACACAAAAAUCAAAUGUUUGCCCUUGUUAAUUUUAAUUCCCACUAUACCACCUCGACCUAAAAACCGGUAUGUUAUAGGCAACAAGCUUUCAGCACAUCGAAGGACAAGCAGAAGUCCUUUAGCAUCAACUACACUGAAAAAAGUAUUCAAAUUAUUCUUCU